Messenger RNA from Hydra vulgaris (swiftwater hydra), 1813 nucleotides. RefSeq lists its product as uncharacterized. NCBI's taxonomy places the organism in Eukaryota, Metazoa, Cnidaria, Hydrozoa, Anthoathecata, Hydridae. The record is from RefSeq and is a predicted model, not a curated record. Gene Ontology annotation, molecular function: protein dimerization activity.
AGAAAAACAAAUUGGAGAUGAAACAAAGCGAUGGAAAGUAAUUUUACAAUGCAUUCUUGACGUCACAAUUUUUCUAGCUUCAAGAAACUUAGCUUUUAGGGGAUCCAAUCAAAAGUUGUUCAAAAAUGGGAAUGGAAACUUCCUUGGAGCGCUCGAAUUAAUUGCUCGCCACAACAAAACAUUACAAGAUCAUAUGCAUCUUAUUGCUUAGCACCAAGAAGAAGAAAAACGCAUGCAAGCUCAUUAUUUAUCUUGGAAAUCACAAAAUGAAUUUAUCAAGGAAUGCGGCAAAUUAGUGGUUCGAGAAGUUAUUCGAGAAAUCAAAAAACCAAUAUAUUUCACCAUCAUCACGGACAGCACUCCCGAUUCGUCCCACAGCGAGCAAAUAACUUUUGUUUUUCGUUUUUUGCAUUUCAAUGAUAAUCAGCUGUGGGAGGUCAAAGAAAGAUUCCUUAAGCUAGAAGAACUUGAAAAGAAGAAGGGAUCUGAUAUAACAAAGCUGAUAUUGAAUGUGUUGGAAGAGAAUGAGCUCGACAUAAAAAAUUGUCGUGGUCAAGGCUACGGCAACGGCGCUAAUAUGGCAGAUAUUUACAAUGGAGUUCAAGCUUUGAUAAGACAGAAUAAUCCACAAGCAAUUUUCAUUCCUUGCUCUGCUCACAGUUUGAACUUAUGUGCAGUACACGCUAUUGAAUCAUCGGCUCCUACAAAAUCCUAUUUUGGAAAUAUUCAAAAGCUAUACAAUCUGUUCAGCAGCAGCCCAGUUCGUUGGAAAAUUCUUCAGGAGGAGACAGGCCAAUCAUUACAUAAACUUUCUGUUACACGAUGGAGUUCAAGGAUUGAAUCAGUUAAGCCACUAGCAAAAAAGCCAAGAGAGAUCUUGAAAUCAUUACAUCGUCUAAAAGAGUUAGACCUUCCAGGCGAAAGUAGUAAUGAAGUGCAUUAUCUCAUUAAAUGGAUGAAUUCUUUUGAAUUUGUUGUUUUCACUACUUUUUGGUUUAAAUGUUUGAUGGCAGUUAACAACGUGAGUCUUCUGCUUCAAUCCACUCAACUCACUCUUGAUGAUGAAGUAAAGAUUCUAAAUGGCCUUUUGAUGGAUCUGGAUCAAAUAUGUCUGUCUUGGGACCUGAUUUUGAUAGAGGCAGCAGAAGUUGCAAAGAACUUGAAAUUUGAUAAAAUAAUGUUUACUGUGAAGAGAACGCGAAAAAAGAUCAUCUCAGAUGAAACUGCUAGUUACAACCACGAAGAAGCAUCAAAAAACUUUGAGUGUAAUGUCUUCAAUGUUGCACUCGACAAUCUGACUAGUCAAAUGAGAUCAAGAUUUAAAGUAAUAGAAGAGGAAUGUAGCAAGUUUUCCUUCCUUUGGUCUUUACAGAAAUCUCAAACAGACCAAGAACUAGGUUUAAAAGCUGAGAAUCUGGCUAAACUUUACCCAGAAGACUUAUGUAAAAACGAAUUUUCUGAUGAAGUUCGGCAUUUUUUUUCCGUAAGAAGAAAUAUUCUAGCCAGCGAAAAGCCUGUCGAACUUCUAAAUGAAGUUUAUGCAAAGGGGCUGCAUUCAAUAUUUCCGCAAGUGUGUGUUUCUCUUGGAAUCUUUCUAACAUUGCCCGUUUCAGCAUCUGAAGGAGAAAGAUCUUUCAGCAAGUUAGCUAUCAACAAAGAUUAUCUUCGUUCCACAAUGGGCCAGGAGCGAUUGCGCUACUUGAUGAUCCUUUCAAUCGAAUCAGAUUUAGCCAUUAACGUUAACUAUGAAGAAGUUAUUUCAAAUUUUGCUGCUAAGAAGGCCAGGAAGAUGUGUUUGUCAAUUAAGAAUUGA